Molecule: messenger RNA, 1331 nt
Organism: Chrysemys picta bellii (western painted turtle)
Lineage: Eukaryota; Metazoa; Chordata; Testudines; Emydidae
Gene: AKR1D1
Product: aldo-keto reductase family 1 member D1
Biological process (GO): androgen metabolic process; bile acid biosynthetic process
Cellular component (GO): cytosol
Molecular function (GO): ketosteroid monooxygenase activity; aldose reductase (NADPH) activity; steroid dehydrogenase activity
Source: RefSeq, a predicted model, not a curated record
AUGACGUUGGAAGCGCUACCCUAGGCUCUUCUUAGCCGAUCGCACGCGUGUUGCUGGCACAGAGCAGGUUGAGAAACAGAAGUUUUCAUUCUCUCUCUCUCUCGCCCUCUAGUGCCAUAGCCUGGAGCACGCGACACACACAAAGCGGGCUCUUCUUGCUGCUUUCAUUCAGUCUGUUAGAAAGUUGCAGUCAAGUGUUUUAUCAUCUGCAUCAUGAAUCUAACGGCUGCAAACCACCGCAUACCUCUGAACGACGGGAACAGCAUCCCCGUGAUUGGACUUGGCACCUAUGCUGACCCCAGAAAAACUCCCAAAGGUACCUGUGCCGAAUCAGUGAAGAUUGCCAUUGAUGCUGGUUACCGCCAUUUUGAUGGGGCCUUUGUGUACUACAACGAGCAUGAAGUGGGACAGGCCAUCUGGGAGAAGAUUGCAGAAGGAAAAGUAAAACGAGACGAAAUCUUCUAUUGUGGCAAAUUGUGGAAUACAUGUCACCCACCGGAGCUGGUGCGUCCAACUUUGGAGAAGACGCUCAAGAUUCUGCAGCUGGAUUAUGUUGAUCUCUAUAUUAUUGAGCUGCCAAUGGCAUUCAAGCCUGGAGAUGCAAUCUACCCUAGAGAUGAAAAUGGAAAAUAUAUCUACCAUGAGACAAACUUGUGUGCCACUUGGGAGGCUUUGGAAGCAUGUAAAGAUGCUGGCUUGGCAAAAUCUAUUGGAGUGUCCAACUUCAACCGCAGGCAGCUGGAAAUGAUUCUGAACAAGCCCGGGCUCAAGCACAAACCUGUCAGCAAUCAGGUUGAAUGCCACCCAUAUUUCACUCAGCCCAAGCUCUUAGAAUUCUGUAGACAACAUGACAUUAUCAUUGUUGGGUACAGUCCACUAGGAACCUCAAGGGAUGAAACAUGGGUAAAUGUGUCUUCCCCUCCUUUACUGAAGGACCCUGUGCUGAAUGUCAUUGGGGAAAAAUACAACAAGACGGCAGCACAGGUUGCUCUGCGUUUCAGCAUCCAACGAGGGGUGGUAGUCAUUCCCAAAAGCUUCCAUCCACAGCGGAUCAAAGAAAACUUCCAGAUUUUUGACUUCUCACUUACUGAUAAAGAAAUGAAGGACAUUGAAGCCCUGAAUAAAAACACCCGUUAUGUGGAGUUGCUGAUGUGGCGUGACCAUCCGGAGUAUCCCUUCAAUGAUGAAUAUUGAAAAUAAACCAUAGCAGCAUAUAUUCAACUCAGUAUUGUGGGGCUGGGUCCAAACACACCUAGUUCUAAAGGUGGGGCUUUCACUGUAAUGGAGACUUUCCAGAACAUCAGAAUUAAAACAUGAAUGAAGUUACAGUU